AUGUUCGUGUUCCCAAAACCAGCCCCCGAAACCAAUACCAGUUCUACUGAUGCUGCUGAUGUUGCUGAACUACUCGUAAGUCUUUCAAUCUUUGGGUUCAGCCAACUCUCUGCCACUGAUCAACAUGAGAAGACGAAAAAAAUCUAUGAUAAAGUAGUUGAAGAUGUUGUAGUUCAGCAAAUCCUGGAGGAGAGUGAAAAGGAUUUUAGACUCAGAACAUUCACAGAGCUAUUCAAGAAACUUCCCUUACCUGAUCAGAACCAUUUCCUGUCAACUGUUAUAAAGAAGUUCAAGCGUGAGAGGAAAAUUGGCGAGUUGAUCUCUUGGUUCAGUACUCAACUAGACGCCAAUGAUCAAAAUCAACUGAUUGAAGAAAUUGUUCAUGUUAAACCUGAUGAGGAAACUAAUGAGGAUUUCAGACUCAAAAGAUUUACACAGCUUUGUAAGGAUUAUACUGACUAUGUUGUCGCCUGCAGGGAAGAAUUUGUCAAGAAAACAAAACAUACACAACAGACAUCCGAUACUCCUGAAGUUUGUUCGGAUUCGCAGUCCCGUUUUGCUGAGUUUUUCUUAGGUUUCUCAAUUAUAUGGUUCAAGGGACAAAGCUCAUAUGAUCAAUGGCAGCUGAUUGACCAACUCUGUGAUGGAGUUAAGGGUGUUAUGGUUGAGAAGCUCGCAGACGAAAGUGAGGCAGAUUUCAACCUCAGAAGAUUCACAGAGCUAUGUAAGAAAGUGGCUGACUUUGGUGUACAAGUCCACUUCCUUGACAAAGCUGAACAGAAGCUGCUACACAAAAGAUAUCUUCCGCACGGGGUUCUACUUCAGCCCCAAGAUUCUGCCAGUGCUGCUGAAUUACUCUCGCAGCUCUCAAGUUUCUGGUUCAGCCUACUAUCCCCCAAUGACCAACAAGACAAGAUUGAACAAAUCUCUAACCAACUUGCUGCCGGAGAUGUUAUUGUCGAAAGCCUUGCAGGGGAAACAGAGGAAGAUUUGAGAAGGAAAACAUUCGCAAAGCUGUUUAAUAAAGCUCCGGUCGGUACACGAAUUAAUUUAUUCAGGGAGUUUAAAAGCAAAUUCUUCAGUGAGAGACGCUUCUGUGAGUCGAUUCUUUUGUUCAGGCAACUGGAUUCCAAAGAGCAACAAGAAAUGAUUGAAGAAAUGUUUGAUCGCUCAGGGAAGGUGACAAGCAAAGAUGUCAAAGAUGUCAUACUUGAGAGACUCUCCGAGGAAUGCGAGGAAAAGUUUAGGCUCAGAAGAUUUAUAAAGCUGUGUAGUACACAUCCAUUCCUUUUGGAUCGCUUCUUUCGCAGCGAAGCUAAGAAGUGGGAUCUAAAAGCUCUACAUAUGCAGGCAUCAGGUAACGAAGAGAUAGAAGAAAUCAAACAGUCCCGCUAUGCUGAACUUUACUUGGGGUUGUCAAUUAUUUGGUUCAAAGCACGAUGUGCCAGUAAUCCAAGAAAUCCUAUUCAAGUACUUCUUGGUAAAGUUGGAGAAGGUGAUCAUAUAAUUGAGAAACUCAUCACUGAGACUGAGGAGGAUUUCCGGCUCAGAAGAUUUACAGAGUCGUUUCAACAACUUCAAUUCAGUUCCCAGGAGGAUAUUGUGAAACAUAUUUUAGAACCAAUAUUUCAUGAUCUAGGUUACCAUGGAGAGCCAAAAAAGGAGGAGAACAAGGAUGGCAUCCGGUUCUGUGGAAGGCCUCCGUUAGCUCCUCAUUGGUUCUGUGGAUGA
Prunus armeniaca (apricot) is the source of this 1731-nucleotide messenger RNA. Lineage: Eukaryota; Viridiplantae; Streptophyta; Magnoliopsida; Rosales; Rosaceae. The record is from the annotation of a GenBank genome assembly.